Molecule: messenger RNA, 1491 nt
Organism: Rhodotorula toruloides NP11
Lineage: Eukaryota; Fungi; Basidiomycota; Microbotryomycetes; Sporidiobolales; Sporidiobolaceae
Product: tRNA-specific adenosine deaminase
Exons: 6
Coding region: 1-1491 (496 amino acids)
Biological process (GO): RNA processing
Molecular function (GO): RNA binding; adenosine deaminase activity
Source: RefSeq, a predicted model, not a curated record
AUGGGCGAUACGGCACACGCCCAGCUGCACGAAGUCGUUACUCGUGCUGCACUCUCCUGCUACGCCGCUCUUCCAGCGAACGGCAAGCCCAGGCGUCGCUCGAGCAACCACCCCGAAUGGACCGUCCUAGCAGCGGUGGUCCUGUAUCGCGACGAGCAGGCUCGUUGCGUGUCAAUAGGGACCGGCCUGAAAGCGCUUCCUCACGCUCGACUGCCUGUGCACGGCGAUGUCCUGCACGACUCGCACGCCGAGGUCGUAGCUCGUCGAGGCUUCAAGCGAUGGAUGUACAGACAGAUUGAGCGGGAGAUAGAGCUCGAGCGGGGCAAGGGAAAGGAGCGAGAGGGAGCAGGAGGAGACGGCAAGGAGAGGAGGUACUUCGAGCGGACGGCGAGGGGAUCGUGGGCGCUGAGAAGCGAGUGGCAGGUCGCGAUGUACAUCAGCACUUUGCCUUGCGGCGACGCUUCGACUUUCUUUCUCUCGCUUAGCGCGCCGUCCGAUGCACCUGCUGCGCCAGAAGUGCCGCAGACGUCGUCUUCUGUCGUUGCGGAGACGCUGCCGUCGUCAGUGACCCCUGCGACGCCUCACCAAGCCCUCGUCGAAGCCGCUUCCCUCGGACUGCACACCUCUCGCUCCUCUCCCACCUGCCCGUCAACAUCCUCAGCCCCUGCGACUCCCCCAACAGUGCACCGCGGCAGAGUAGCCUACUCCGCCCUUUCCAUUUUGCGCACCAAACCCGGCCGCGCCGACUCACCACCUACGACCUCCCAUUCCUGUAGCGACAAACUUGCGCUUUGGGCUCUGCUCGGGAUGCAGGGAGGUCUGUUGAGUGCUUUAGGCGACGGAGUGGAGAAAGUCAAGCUGAGUUUGGUCGUUGUUGGAGGAAUCAAGGAGGAGUUGAGGGAGAAGGUGGGCGAGGAGGUGAGGAGAGCGAUUGGCGGGCGACUCGAGGACUGGGCGCGGCGGUCGGGGUUGGAUGAGGGGGAGUUCAGCGUGCCGAAGGCUGCUUUCACGGACCGCGAUUUCGAGCAUUCGAGGGAAGUCGUUGCGGCGAAGGAAGGGUGCGAGUUAACAGACGUCCUGAGCUGCGGCGAGUCCCUCUCAUUUGUCGCCGACCUACCCUCCUCUCUUCCCGCCGUCGAGGGCAUCAAUAACGGUAUCCGGCAAGGCGCGUCGAACAAGCGCAAGCCUGGAGAACCGCUCGAUGCGAAGCGAAGGUCCCGCCUCUCCAAACUCAGUCUCUUCGAGACGCAAAGCGCGCUUCAAGCACAGCUGGACUCGACGAAACCCCCUCCCUCGCUCACCUACUUCCAAGCGAAACACUCCGCUCCUCCCUCCUCCCCCGCCGCGCGCUACCAACGCCUCAAGUCGCUCGUUCGCAGCGCAGACGGACCCUUCGCAGGCUGGCUCGUCAGCGGCCAGCCAUGGGAGUCAUUCGAUGCGCAGGGCAGAUUGAGCUCUCGUAGCGACGAGCAAGAGGUCGCUGGAAUAUGA